Molecule: messenger RNA, 3049 nt
Organism: Mizuhopecten yessoensis (Yesso scallop)
Lineage: Eukaryota; Metazoa; Mollusca; Bivalvia; Pectinida; Pectinidae
Exons: 2
Coding region: 615-2471 (618 amino acids)
Source: RefSeq, a predicted model, not a curated record
CCGAGGUUUGAUGGACGAGCGGAGGUACUCCCGUAACCAUAAUUGAUCAGCCCGUAGUCAUGUUGUGACGUUAUUGAAUGAGAAUGACGAGAGCCGAACCAACAGCCAAUCUGAUUGGCUGUUUAAUGUGUCCAUCAUUAUGCAAAUUACUUGAAAACACAAUAUCGUUAUGCUCUCUAACGUAACUAUGUCAUCGAACUUGAUUGAUAAAAAAACCACGCAUAGCUAUCCUCAUUGGUCGGAAUAUACCACGCAUAUUUGGAGGAUAAUGAUCGGUCGAGUGUGGCGGCUGGUUUAUAAGACGGGGUUGCAAGCUGUGUUUUGUAAGGCAAAGUUCUUCUCAUAAAGCUGAACUUCGGUGAAUGAGUUAAUGCUUGUUUGUAAAUAGACGACACGCCACACAUACAUGCUCGUUUUUUACGUGUCCAGGAAGUUGAAGAUUGGUCCGUGUAUAUACAGCUAUAAAAGAAGCGAAGAUUCGUUUCCAGCAGCAAACUUGUGCGCUCAUCCAACAGUGCACACCCAGCAGUAGAGACGUUUCUACUUGACCGUGCGAUCUCAUAGAUACAGAAUACAGCUUUAUUCAUUGUUCAUCAUUACUGAAGAAGAAAAUCAUGGAGGGAAAUAUGCUGAUAUUGGUCACAUUCAUUAUAUUUGUUCCGUCCGUGUUCACAAAAAUGUUCAUCCUUCAAGCCGAUAAUUCAAGAACGAGGGAAAAUCAUAUGGUCAUAAAUUUGGGGAACGCUUCUAAUGGAAAUGCUCUCUUGAUUACGGAACAGGAACCGCUGUCCAUAAACUUCUGCAUAAGGGAAAAGACCACUGUACGACUCAACAACUUUAGAUUUUCAAUUGAUAAUGAAAAUGCGCUAUUUACGGUAAACCUGGAUCACGGGUAUUGGCUUGGCACCUAUUACUCACCGCCUAGAGGUGGGCGGGAGGACUUUAUCGACACCGGCGCGUUUCCCCGCGUGUAUAACUUCGAUGCCGGAUGGCACGUUCUGAAAGUUGAUGUUAGACCUGGGUCGGCAAAUAUAACAGUGGACAACAUCGAAUUUGAGAUUACUGACGAAAGGAUGAACUUAGACAUUCUCCAAUGCUCUAUAAUGUGUAUACAGGAGGCAAAGUUUGUCGGGAGACAUCCUUCUCAAACCGCGGCUACUGAAACUGCCUACAUAUCACAGCAGUCAUACGACACCAAAUGUGCUGAGGUGGACAACGUCAACAUCCCUAUCUACAAUCCUGAAGUGAGUCAAUUCCUCAUCACGGCUACUCUUCCACAGUACAAAUCAUUUGCUAAUCGUCGCCAUGACAACCUCACAAACUGCCCACAUCUGCCACCACAACUGUGGAGAUUCUCUGACUUUACCGCAAGUUCUGAUACUGAAAGAAUACAAGGUAAAAAUUCCAGCCUCAUCUUUAUUCCAAAAGACUUCAGUUCACGAAAAUCUAUCGCUAUCAUUGCUUCAUUUAAACUGGAAGGUGAAAAAGAAGGGAGCAUUGACUCAAAAAUUGGAAACGAACUAUAUUUGAGGUUCAGAAACUUGAGUGUCCCUGUUACAGUUAUGAUGCAAUACCGGGAAAACACUGGACGUUUAUCAGAUGCUUCAGUGCGAACAUUCGAUCCACACUCUCUGGAACAUAUGUGGACUAUCCCGGAUUUCACGUGGAUUGAAGACACCGAGAACUACAUUGUGCUUUCCAUGGAAGCUGAUGUCAAUGUCAAAUUCGAGGUUAGUUAUCUUCAGUUAAUCAAAAGACCCAUGGUCCCAGAUGCAGUUUCAACUAUUUAUAGAAGCGACGACGUCAUUAUUGAGGCAGUGAAUGUCCAACUUUCCUGGCUGGCACCAAAAACAAUGACGGUACGUCUAAGCAGUGGAGGCAUUGCGGAAAAUAUCACAUUCAUUCGCAUUUACCGACCGAUUCCCUGGAACAACGGGUAUGCACAGGUUUUCGUUCUUUAUAAUGACGGAAAUGUACGACUUCUACCGACUGCUCCGGAAGGAACCGAUUGGAUCCCAUUCGGAACCUCGGUCAUUGUUGGUCAGACUAAAAGCGACCGAGUGAGACCAUACACUGUUAUAACACAGGUCGAUAUCAUUCCUGAGCGCUGGCAAAUGAAGGUUUACUAUGAGGACGGCAGCUCAGUCAAAAUGAGCCUGAACAGCACAAGUGAUGAAACCCAACUUCUUGUUAGUGAUAUGGAUUUUAUGCAAGAUCGCUUCACUCACCCUUUUGCUACCAUUCGCUCCAUGUACGUGGAUGAGGGAAACACGGAUGUGGACAGUGUGAAGAUUGACAACAAACAGACGUACCAUAUCAUGGACAAGUGGGGAUCCCUUGAUGGAAGAUCUUUUGCCUUCCACCGCAGGUGUAUAUCAACUCACCUUACCCUUAGUCCGGAUAUUCAGGUAGACAUACUCGAGACCAAGCAGGCAACGACAACACCUCAAGUGUCGCCAAACAGUAUAUAGAUCAACGUGGGGUUCGUUUCGUAAAACACUAUGUUGAUCAAUCUGGCACUCGACUGACUGAAGUUGCUGUGGCUGGAAAAUUUAUAUAUCAGAUUUACAGUAUAGGUGUAAGAUUACACAAACUAGCGUCCACUUUGUGGUCUUGACUUCGGGAACGAAAUUUAUAGGUUAGACAUACACUAGCUAUUUGCGUACUUAUUGUUUAAGAACUAUAUGUAGGUCAACCUUACGUCGAAUUUGAAAUCCAAUAUUACAUUUAUGUUGUACGAUGGUUUUCUAAUGUUGGUAAAUUAUAUAUAAUGUCUGUCUCAAAAUUUUGCGUGUUGAGAAGCAUUUUUAUAAUAUCAAUUCAAGAUAUCAAUUUUGUCCUACCUUAUACAAUGUAUCCGUAGUAAUUAUUAAUGAAUUAUCAGUUUCUAUCAUAUGUUACAUGUUCUUCAAGAGGAUUCGUUUGAGAGAAAUGAGAAAGCUAACUGGACCGUUAUGUUUGAAGUAUGAUCAGGAUAUCAAAUUUAAAAAAAUAGUUUUUUCGAGAAAUUGAUUAAAAAUAAGAUUACAUAUUUCUUGAACUUUAAAAG